This is a messenger RNA of Choloepus didactylus (southern two-toed sloth), 3066 nucleotides long. RefSeq names its product nuclear receptor subfamily 1 group H member 3 (gene NR1H3). Gene Ontology annotation, molecular function: zinc ion binding; RNA polymerase II cis-regulatory region sequence-specific DNA binding; nuclear receptor activity. The transcript has 11 exons. The coding region runs from base 1437 to 2858 and encodes 473 amino acids. The record is from RefSeq and is a predicted model, not a curated record. Gene Ontology annotation, biological process: negative regulation of transcription by RNA polymerase II; negative regulation of inflammatory response; cell differentiation. Lineage: Eukaryota; Metazoa; Chordata; Mammalia; Pilosa; Megalonychidae.
UGCUAAAGGAGGGACGGGGAUAGUGGGAGAAGGAGGAAUCCGGGAGGGAAUGUGUGUAGGAAGUUCGCGAUCCGGUUGUGGCUGAGGAGCGUGGGAAUGUAGCGCGAACUCGCCCGAGAAAGGGGUUGAAGACCUCGCCUUGAGCAGUGGAAGGAGAAAGAAGCUGUUGCCUGAGUCCCUGCAAACCUUACCUUGUGGCCUGCUUCGUGGAAAUUUGAAUGCUUUGAGAAGUUACCUAGUAGUGCAUGGCCAUGGGCUAGGAAAUCCCGUUUCUCUUCAGUAUCCUUCUUGCUGCAAGGAGAAGCCUCUGGAGGUCCAGGGGGUUAGAAAUGUGACUCAGGAAGCCCCCUGACGAUGUUCCCAGGAAUGCUGUCUCCUCUGGGAGCCAGGGAAACAUAGGAAAGGCCUCAUGGGACUGGAAGGUUUUGGACCUAACACUUCCUGGGGGCUGGUGGGCCUGUGCCAUGGGGGUGGGGUUUGCAAGCUGGGACCUGUCAUUCUACCUUGCCACAUCACCUGACUUGGGGGAGAAGUCCAUGUGGUUGACCUCCAGAAACUCCAUGGAGACAUCUCCAAUAGGGUUUUGGUCUUCUCCCAUUUUCCUCCCCUUUUCUCUCUUCGUGGGGGUCCCCUGAACUCCCUGGGACUUGAAGGGGCAACUCUUUGUCAGUGAAGCACUAGCAAUGCUUCCUCCUCUGCAUGGAAGCUUGGGGGAGAUGGUGACUUACCCUGAUGGUCCAGCAAUUGGCUCUGGCCUCUGUCAGGGGUGGAAGCUCCAGAUGUGGCUUGUGUCUGGUUCCGAGAAGACACCAGUGGAGAGACUAGGGUGUCAGGAGGGAGCUGAGGAUCAGGAGUGGAUGAGGGAGGCUUUUCCCAGCUCCCAGCAGAUAGCCAUAAGGCGUCAGACCAAGUUACAUCCUGAGUUCCUUGAAACCCGAUGUUUCAGGGACAUCUCUGACUAUGCUGGAGUUUGGGGCUAUUCGAGGAGUAGGGGGUGAAGGGGAUGGAGGAGAGUGCUGGAUUGAUGAUAAGGGUACUGGGACAGAAUAGUUGCAGUUUUCCUGUAGCCAGAGCUCCCAGUUUCUACUUGCCCAGGACAUCUGGGGCCUUCUGAAAAUCAAGGAAGGGACAAAUACAAGAGGAAUGGAGAGCCUUAUGCUCAUGACUCAGAUGCCCACAGCAGGGUGAGGACCUUGUGAGAUGACCUUGUGACAAGAGGGAACAAGAGCAAAAGCUGGAGCAGAACUUUGAGAUGGGGCUCGGGGCCACUCUCGUGCUCAGCCCAGGCUCGGCAGCCAGCCGCGUGGCCUCUGGACGAGGGACUGCACCAUCCUCCUCUCCCAGCAAGGGGGCUCCAGAGACUGCCCCAGCCAGGAAGUCUGGUGGCCUGGGGAUUCGGACAGUCCCCUUGGUAAUGUCCAGGGCUCCAGGAAGAGAUGUCCUUGUGGCUGGAGGCCUCUGUGCCCGAUGUUUCUCUUGACUCUGCGGUGGAGCUGUGGGAGCCGGAGGCACGAGAUGCAAGCAGCCAGGCGCUGGGAGGCAGCAACGGCACCCUCAGGGAGCAAGCCAGGACGCCUCAAUCCAUGGGCAGCACUUCAGGGCUGGGGCUGGAGGCAAUGGAGCCCGCAGCCCUGCUCCUCAGGGCAGAAGCCCCCCGAGACUCCAUAGAGCUCCAUCCACCAAAGCGGAAAAAAGGGCCCGCCCCCAAAAUGCUGGGGAACGAGCUGUGCAGUGUGUGUGGGGACAAGGCCUCGGGCUUCCACUACAACGUGCUAAGCUGUGAGGGCUGCAAGGGAUUCUUCCGCCGCAGUGUCAUCAAGGGGGCGCGUUACAUCUGCCACAGCGGUGGCCACUGCCCCAUGGACACCUAUAUGCGUCGCAAGUGCCAGGAGUGUCGGCUUCGCAAAUGCCGCCAGGCUGGCAUGCGGGAGGAGUGUGUCCUGUCAGAAGAACAGAUCCGCCUAAAGAAACUGAAGCGGCAAGAGGAGGAACAGGCUCAAGCCAUGUCCAUGCCCCCAAGGGCUUCCUCGCCUCCCCAAGUCCUGCCCCAGCUCAGCCCGGAGCAACUGGGCAUGAUUGAGAAGUUAGUUGCUGCCCAGCAGCAGUGUAAUAGACGCUCCUUCUCUGACCGGCUUCGGGUCACGCCUUGGCCCAUGGCACCAGACCCCCAGAGCCGGGAGGCCCGCCAACAGCGCUUUGCCCACUUCACUGAGCUGGCCAUCGUCUCGGUGCAGGAGAUCGUUGAUUUUGCCAAGCAGCUGCCUGGCUUCCUGCAGCUCAGCCGAGAGGACCAGAUCGCCCUGCUGAAGACUUCUGCCAUUGAAGUGAUGCUUCUGGAGACAUCUCGGAGGUACAACCCCGGGAGUGAGAGUAUCACCUUCCUCAAGGAUUUCAGUUAUAACCGGGAAGACUUUGCCAAAGCAGGGCUGCAGGUGGAGUUCAUCAACCCCAUCUUCGAGUUCUCCAGAGCCAUGAAUGAGCUGCAACUCAAUGAUGCCGAGUUUGCUCUGCUCAUUGCCAUCAGCAUCUUCUCUGCAGGACCGGCUGAUGUUCCCACGGAUGCUAAUGAAACUGGUGAGCCUCCGUACACUGAGCAGCGUCCACUCAGAGCAGGUGUUUGCACUGCGCCUGCAGGACAAAAAGCUUCCCCCACUGCUCUCGGAGAUCUGGGAUGUGCACGAAUGAUUGUUCUCCCAUACCUUCUCUUUUCUGGGCUGGACUGGCUGAGACCCGGUGACUGCCUCCUAGAGAGGGAGCAGACUGAGAAGGGCAAACAUUCCCAGGGGCUGGGGGAGGGAGACCCUUAUGGGGCAUUAAAGGAGAGUCAAAGGGCUGGGAGUUCUGUGGCUGCUGGGUAGUAGAGGGUCCUGUUAAAGCUGCACUCCAUCAGAAGACAGUACUGACCCAGUCAAAUGGGUGAACCUGGGGAGCCACUUUGCACAAGAUUCUCCAGGGCUCUGCCCAUCCUGCCACCACCACUUCCUGUUUUCCCCACGGAGCCCCAAGAGAAAUUCUCCAUUGUCACCCCGUGGCUUGGCUAUAAAUGCCUCAGGGCUUUCUCACUGA